Messenger RNA from Ilex paraguariensis (yerba mate), 843 nucleotides. NCBI's taxonomy places the organism in Eukaryota, Viridiplantae, Streptophyta, Magnoliopsida, Aquifoliales, Aquifoliaceae. The record is from the annotation of a GenBank genome assembly.
AUGGUUGUCAAAAGCGUUCUCCACAUGAAUGCAGGCAUCAAAGGAGACACUAGCUAUGGCAAUAACUCAAGGUUAUUAUCCACCCACAACAACAGUAGCCAACCAUCUGAGAUUCAAAUCUCCUCAAAUGAUCUUCCAGAGAAUGAUUUCAACUCUGUUUUCAAAUCCUUGCCACCAUUUUACAACAAGCUCAAGAGAGAGAAAGGAGAAGACGAUGAUCAGUUAGCACCUUGUUUUGUAUCGGGAGUGCCAGGCUCCUUCAAUAGAAGGUUUUUCCCAAUAGAGUCUGCAAUUUGUUCAUUCCUCUUACAGUCUUCAUUGGCUCUCUCAGGACUGGAGAAUAACAAAGGGAACAUAUACAAUGCCAAGACAAGUCCUCUUGAUGUAUUUGAGGCAUAUUCAAAGCAAUUCCAGAGGGACUUCUCAAGGAGCAUUGUAGAUCCCACCUGGGACGAUUGUUGCUUUGUUUGGGAACUGCUAACGAAAUCACCUCUCGAUAUGGUGCCUGAGGGGCUCGUUCAAGAGGAAGACAUUGAUUCAUUCAAUAUGCCUUUCUAUACGCCCUACAAGGAUGAAGUAAAAGAUAUAAUUGAAGGAGAGGGGUCCUUUACACUUGACAAGCUAGAAGUCUUUGAAGACAAACACAAGACCUUUGGUAAUGACAACAUUGGGAGAAUUGUGGCCAAAAGCAUAAGAGCUGUUGUGGUGCCUAUGUUUUCUAGUCAUUUUGGUGACUCUAUAAUUGAUAAUCUGUUUGAGAGGUUUGGGGAGUGUGUGGAUGAAGAACUAGAUGUGGAGAAGGCAAAGUAUUUUGAUAUAGUCAUUGCACUGGAAAAGAGAUAA